AUGGAAUCGCCGGACGUCAUCCUUUCACCAAAAGGUCCUGAACCCAGUGCCGACUCUGCUGCCGGCUGGAGCGGCACUAGCACCGCCGUAACUCUGCGGCAGAUACAACAUCGAGCACACGCCCAGACCUCUCCAGUCGGGUUCAAUAUGGCGGCGGCGGCGGGAGAGAGUCAUGGCGCCGGAGGUGGAGUGGCCUGUGGACAGGAAGCGAGCGACAGCCGGAGCGCCCUGCAGCCGGCCCAGCUGACCAGCAUUGCCGUACCGACGGCGCUCCUAGCCUCGACCGGCCUGCUGCAGGCCGCCGGUUCCAGCUCGAUCUCGCAUACUCCGGAGACACUCGCUUCCUCCAGCGCAUCCAUUUCGAAUGUCGCGCAGCCGACACCACCCAUCGAGCGACUAUCGCGGCCAAUGGCCUUCAAUAAGAUGGAGACCUUGGUGCGAGAGUUGCUUCACCCCGAAACGGGGGUUCCAGAGCGGAACCAGAAGAUGUGUCUGACCACUGUUUCGGCAGCGUUUACCGGGAACGAUCUGAUCGAGUGGCUGAUGGAGCGACUCAGUAUCGAGGAGUCGGAGGCCCUGAACAUCAGUAACCAGUUGUGCCAGCACGGUUACUUCUUCCCGGUGUCCGACUCGAAGACGCUGAUGGUGAAGGACGACUCGUCGCUGUACCGCUUCCAGACGCCGUACUACUGGCCGUGGCAGCAGAAGGCACCCGACCAGAUCGAGUACGCCAUCUACCUGGCGAAGCGGUCGCUGCGCAACAAGCAGCGGCACGGCCUGGAGGACUACGAGACGGAGGCGCUGGCGAGCCUGCAUAAGAACCUGAAGGGCAAGUGGGACUUCAUCAUGAUGCAGGCGGAGGAGCAGGUGCGGCUGGCGAAGGAGCGCAAGAAGGGCGACAAGAUCGUCGGGGACUCGCAGGAGCGCGCCUACUGGCGCGUCCACCGGCCGCCACCCGGCCAGUUUACGCCGCUAGAGCCCUGCCCCAUACCGUCGCGCGACCGGCAGGGCAAGCCGCGCAAGCGCACGGUCGAGGACUGGGAGCGGGAGGUGGACAUCCUGAAGGCGUCGCUCGGGCGCAACCGGGUGAAGAUGUCGCAGGCGUGCGAGAGCCUCGCGUCGUACUACGAGACGUUCAGUGAGUACGAUCCGAUGAUGCAGCCGCCGCUGCCAUCGAACCCGUGGGUCACCGAGGACGUGAGCUUCUGGCAGCUGAACAACCCGGUGGUGGAGGUGCCGACCGAGAAGCGCGUCAAGCGCUGGGGCAUCUCCAUCGAGGAGGUCGUCUCCGACCCGACCGGCCUGCAGGAGUUCACGCACUACCUGAAGAAGGAGUACUCGCACGAGAACAUUCGCUUCUGGAUGGCCGUCAACGAUCUGAGACGUUCGUCGCACUCGCAGAUACCGCGCAAGGUGAAGGAAAUCUACGAGGAGUUCCUGGAGCCGGGUGCGCCCUGCGAGAUCAACAUCGACGGCAAAACCAUGGAGAAGGUCCAGCAAGGGCUGAAGAAUCCGUCCCGCUUCGCGUUCGAUUCGGCCGCGGAACACAUCUACAUGCUGCUGCUGAAGAAGGACUGCUACCCGCGGUUCGUGCGCUCGGAGCACUACAAGAGCCUGAUGGCGAACGCGAUCCAGCCGUCGCACAAGAAGCGCUUCUUCGGCUUCGGCGGCGGCGCGAAGAAGAAGGGCUCGACGUCGGCCGCGCCGAACCCGUCGCUGCUGACCCAGCUCUCCACCGGGCAGGGCGCGGGCGGCAACGUCAACAGCCUGUCCAAAAGACACGGAACAUCCCUAUUUAUGAUGGCGGAUAAAGCCUUCGGAACGACCUUAGAGGUAACACUGGAGGGUGCCGCGUCGGGCGGUGGGACCGCCUGGGCGGUGUGUCCGUGGGAGACGGUGGUCCCGGACAAGCCCGGCACGGAGUCGUCCGUGUCGGUGUCCGUGUGCCCGUGGGACGACAGCGACAUCAAACCGCCGGCGAAGACCGCCAGCAGCAGCAAGUUGAAGCAGUUCAGUGAAUCCACGCACGGCGCGACGGAAAUCACGGAGGUGUCCGAGCGGAUGAAGCGGUCGUGUGGACUGCGCCAGAACACGCUGGACAGCGACUUCCACAGCACCAAGCGGCUGGCUCCAGCGGUCACUGAGCAUCGGAGGGCUUCCGUGAUGGCUCCGAGGCUGUCUGAUCUCCAGGUUUGGCUGCGAGCUAACCCACCGAUCGGCGGAGCGAUGCCACUAGCUACUGCCGGGUUGUGUCUGUCGUCGUCGCUCGAGAACGUGUCGCACACUUUGCUGCCUACGAUCUUGGAGGAGGAGGAAGAGGAAGGAUCGGAGUUGCGCUUGCGAGUUACUCCGGUGGUGGUCGCGUCCCCACCAGCUAUCGUUGACCAGCCAUCUUGGUCAUCCGAGCGCGUUUCGCAGCGACGUCUCUCGAUAAUCUAUGAGAAAGACGAGGAAAGGUCCGAAUCUGCUCCUGUCUCAACUUGUCAGCAGCCCAACAUUGCCGAAGAUUGUCAUCCAGGAAGGUCAACAUGGAUAAACCAGGCAAUUCGGGCAACGCGCUGUUUCAAGUGCGCUGUCGCCGGAAAUUGGAGUAGGAAAAACACGACAUAGACCGCGUCACGAGCGAUCUCCACUUCUUCUAUACACAAU
This is a messenger RNA of Anopheles coustani, 2649 nucleotides long. RefSeq names its product regulator of G-protein signaling 11-like. Gene Ontology annotation, biological process: intracellular signal transduction; regulation of G protein-coupled receptor signaling pathway; G protein-coupled receptor signaling pathway. The coding region runs from base 1 to 2610 and encodes 869 amino acids. The record is from RefSeq and is a predicted model, not a curated record. NCBI's taxonomy places the organism in Eukaryota, Metazoa, Arthropoda, Insecta, Diptera, Culicidae. The transcript is spliced from 7 exons.